Molecule: messenger RNA, 852 nt
Organism: Sungouiella intermedia
Lineage: Eukaryota; Fungi; Ascomycota; Pichiomycetes; Serinales; Metschnikowiaceae
Source: the annotation of a GenBank genome assembly
AUGGGCUUGAACAAUGCUUCUGAGGGUACUCUUCUACUUGGUGCCGUUGACCAUGCAAAAUAUGAGGAGCCUCUUCAGAAAGUAAGAAUGGUUGAUAUGUUUUUGGGCGGGCCCAGCUCCGUUCUGAUUCUAUUUGACGGAUUUCUGGGCAAUGGCUUUAAUUCAGAUGUCAAUAUUCCCAUCGAAAUAACGAUGGAGUACACUGGACUGUCAUUUCCUUACGGCUCGAUUGACGGUAUUCUUGAAUACUUGGAGGUCGAAAAUGAUAAUUUCGGAAAUUAUCUAGUUCAGUGUAACUUGUUGAAUCUGACAGAACUGAUUUCGUUCUACUUUAGUGGUGUUGAAAUUCAGGUUCCGGUUCGAAAUCUUGUCAGCCAAGUAAGUAGUGGUUUUUGCGUUCUUUCUAUUAUUGAGGGUCCGGGGCUGGCCUAUAUUGGCGACGAUAUACUUCAAAGUGCAUACUUUGUGGUCGAUUUGAACAACAAGGAAGUGGCUUUGGCCCAAGCUAAGAAUUCUUCCAAUGAAAAUAUUGAAGACAUCAUUUCCACAAUUCCCCUGGCUCUGGAAGCUCCGUUGUAUUCAUACACGAAUGUUGCUAAAAAAUAUUCGUAUGAAACUAGUGAGUGGUUCACUUCGCUGUACAAGGUCCCUCAUCGGCCCAAAUACUCUACCAAUACCGGUAGCCGGUCUGUUGAUUGGGGAAAUACAACUUACCGUCUUGAAUUCUCAACUUCUUCUGAUUAUUACGGAUAUUGGGCUUCACGUAAUGGUGGUGAGCAAGGUAAAGGUAUUGGAAGUGGGUUAUCGACGCUUGCUUUGCUAUUUAUUCAGAUUCUUUCAACUCUUCUUUAA